Messenger RNA from Exaiptasia diaphana, 774 nucleotides. RefSeq lists its product as uncharacterized. The record is from RefSeq and is a predicted model, not a curated record. NCBI's taxonomy places the organism in Eukaryota, Metazoa, Cnidaria, Anthozoa, Actiniaria, Aiptasiidae. The transcript has a single exon. Gene Ontology annotation, molecular function: protein binding. The annotation marks the transcript as partial.
UAUCCAACCGGGCCCUGGGGAAAACCCGUCUUCUCAGAAGUGUCGGAACAUCGAAUAAGUUGCAUUUCGAUUUGAAACAUGGCUUUGAGUGAAAACGAUUUAGGACUUCUGUGCGCUGGUUAUACGGCUAUUCUUGGCUUUCAAGUUGUCCCACCGAGAAGCCUUGUUCAACAGAGUGCCGCCUCAUCGAUAUGGGAAUCAGCAUUUAGUUGGAUAAGGCCAGAAAGCGCUCGAUCUGUUUUGCCUAAAAUAGGUGUCCAUGAACUCUUCCACACUACUUAUCAACCAUUUGUACCUUCAUUGGCCCAACCUCGAUCCUGGCUCAUGCUAGAGAGUGGCUCUUCUGAUGAUGUCAACGUGACCGUAAAAAUGAUCAAUGGAGGAACAACAACCAUUCGAGCACGGCAAGGGGAAACGGUGGAAUCCAUCAAAGCAGGCAUCCAAAGAAAGCUGUCAAUUCCUUUCCAAGGACUCCAGCUAACUCAUUUUGGACAAAAAAUGUCAGAUGCGCAUACGAUUGAUAUGUACAUGCCCGCGACUCAACUCGAAUCAGUAGGAAAGCCCUCACUGUGUUGUGUGGGAGGUGGAGGGCCCUAUGAGCUUGAUUGUUCUGAGUUUGACCCCCCUUACAACUACGACUUUACCAAUGUAAAGGAUGACGGUAAAGAGUACAAAAGGGGGGGUAAAGUGUAUCAUCGACCUUAUGGAUGGAAGAGGUUUGCUGUAAAAGUCCUCAAUGAUGAUCGAUAUGGUGGAGACAACACCUGGCUUGGG